AUGGGGAAGACGAAACCGCACGGCAAAAAGUCCAAGAACAGCGGCAGCAAGAAGCCCAAGAUGACCGCCGAACAACUCCUCGCCCAGGCCACCGCCCUGCUCCAGACCUCGCAGCCGGACGAGGCCCUCGUCGCCGCGCGCCGCGCCUUUGCGAUGCUGCACUCCGAUCCCGACAACACCGCGCCCACGCCCGCCGCGCUGCCGGCGUUGAACUUGCUAGGCGAGAUCAACGUCGAGCUAGGCGACAUCGACACGGCGCGCGAGUACUUCCUGGUGGCUGCGGCGCUCGACGACGAAGGGAAAAUUCCCGAGGCUGCAGGCGGCGGUGCAGAGAAGUUUAUGUGGCUGGCGCAGCUGUGCGAGGAGGGUGGCGCCGAGAGCGUGGCUUGGUUUGAUAAAGGUGCCGAGGUGCUGCGCAAGGAGAUCGCCGAGCUGGAAGCGCUCAAGACCGCCGGUCCUGAAAGGGACGUGGCACUGGAUGAGAAGAAGAGGAAGCUAGCGAAUGCGCUUUGCGGCGUUGUGGAGGUUUACAUGACGGAUCUCUCAUGGGAGGAGGAUGCGGAGCAGAGGUGCGAAGCACUCAUCACCGAAGCACUACUCGUGCACCCGAACAACCCGGAGUCGCUCCAAACGCUCGCAUCGGUCAGGAUAUCACAACUCAGGCACGACGAGGCACGCAACGCAUUGAAGAUGAGCAUGGACUUGUGGAAAGAUUUGAAGCCCGAGGACCCCAAGGUCCCCGACUUCCCCGUGCGAAUCAGUUUGUCUAGACUGUUGAUGGAGUCGGAGCUGGAAGAUGAAGCUUUGGAGGUGCUGGAAAGGCUAAUCCUGGAGGACGAUCAGAGUGUGGAGGCUUGGUACUUGGGGGGAUGGUGCCUGCAUCUGAUGGCGGAAAAGAAGAAGGGAUCAGAGGGCGAGGAAAUGGUCAAGGGGCUGCUGAAAUCCAGCAGACAGUGGCUCACCAACAGCCUGCGGCUGUACCAGCUGCUGGAAUACGAGGAUGAGCGUCUGAAGGACCAUGCGGAGGAGCUGGUGGCGGGGAUCAACAAGAUCCUGGGGCCGCCGGUGGAGGGCGAGGACGAAGCGGAGGAGUGGGAGGACGCAGCCGGGAGUGACUCGGACGAGGAAAUGCAGGGAACGUGA
This is a messenger RNA of Lasiodiplodia theobromae, 1143 nucleotides long. RefSeq names its product TPR domain-containing protein. Bases 1 to 1143 code for a protein of 380 amino acids. Gene Ontology annotation, molecular function: protein binding. NCBI's taxonomy places the organism in Eukaryota, Fungi, Ascomycota, Dothideomycetes, Botryosphaeriales, Botryosphaeriaceae. The record is from RefSeq and is a predicted model, not a curated record. The transcript has 2 exons.